This is a messenger RNA of Bemisia tabaci, 4192 nucleotides long. RefSeq lists its product as uncharacterized. NCBI's taxonomy places the organism in Eukaryota, Metazoa, Arthropoda, Insecta, Hemiptera, Aleyrodidae. Gene Ontology annotation, cellular component: nucleus. Gene Ontology annotation, biological process: regulation of transcription by RNA polymerase II. The record is from RefSeq and is a predicted model, not a curated record. Gene Ontology annotation, molecular function: protein binding.
GAAGGUAAACAAGUCUCAAGAAGAAGAAGCAAAUGUGAAACCUUGUAAUAUAUUUAAAAGAAUUGUUAAAAAAAGUUGGCCUACUAAACUACCACAAAAAAUAGUUGUUUCCAAUGUUAUUAGUAAUUGUGUUAAGUUUCAUCAAACCUCUAUCUUAGUGAAUAAAGUGAUAAUUAUCAUUUGUUAUUGUGGUGGAAGCCUUUUUGUCCUAAUUUGAGGAAUCGGCCUGAUAAGAAGAUGGGCUCACAUGAGGCGUAUCUUCUGAAAUGGGACAACUACCUCACUCACAUAGUUAAAGAAUUCCACUCCUUCAAAACUGGCAAUGAGCUGGUUGACGUCACCUUAAGUUGCCAAGGCAAACGGAUUGGAGCUCACAAAAUGUUACUGUCUGCAUGCAGCCCGUACUUUAAGGAUCUAUUCAGGGAAAAUCCCUGUAAACACCCAAUUGUUAUCAUCCAGAAUGUUAAAUUUGAAGAUCUGGAAGCAAUAUUAAAAUUUAUCUAUCAUGGUGAGGUGGAAAUUGCUGACAGUCACCUCGUGUCUUUUCUGACAACUGCUGAGCUUCUAGAAGUCAAAGGCCUUGUUGAUUGUGACCGUAAUCCGAAUAAUACAACUAAAGGAAGCUCCGUCUAUUCUCCAGAUACUCUUACCAGCCCAUCAGAGGCUCCUAAAAGUAAAGAAAUUGAUCCAUCCCCUGAUGUAAAAUCAUUAGCACCACACACUCCUGUCACUAGCCAUUUUAAUCACUCUCCAAAAAAACGGAAACUUUCUAAAACUGUUUGUGAUUUGUUGGAGUCUGAGAACUCGAGCAAGCAGAGUCACAUUCCAACCCAAAAAGCUGACUCAUCUGACAUAAAUCCGAACAGUAGUAGCAGUUGUGGCGAAGAUUCCGGCCCUGGAGAAGAAGUUGGGCGUAAUCUCAUCAAAUCAGAGUCAAUUGAAAUAUUUCGAGUUGUUCCACAUGAGUUUUUAGACGACCCUGUCGAAGUUUUUAGUAAUACACUGAAAAGAAAAUUAGACUCAGCAAAAGAUCGAAUUGACAGUCGAAAGACAACAGUGGUUUCAUCAGAAUUUACAAGGUGUAGUCCAAAAUUUUUGAACCCUCCUUUCGAUCAGAACUCAAAUCGCCAUGAUUUUGAAUUGGAAUUGAUGCAAGUGAAAGAAGAAGGAGAUUUGACAGAUGAAGUGGAUGAUACUCUUUCAAAUGCCUCUGAGUCACCAAUUAAAGAUCUGUCCAACUUUGAAGCAAGCACCUCUGAUUCAUUGAACACUUCUACUGGCUGUGAAGAUCGUUUUACUUGUAAAAUUUGUGGGAAUGCAUACAAACACUUUAAUUCCUUGUCAUCACACAUGAAGAAGCACAAAGGGCAAACCGUUUGUCCUCUGUGUUUCAAAGCCUUGAGCACAAGAUCAAAACUUCGUCGACAUCUAAUUUUGAAUCACUCUGUUCAUCCGAAUGACGCUGCCAAUAUGAUCCCAUUGUAUUCUAGGGGACCAUCAAGUACAAAAAUAUCUCUCAACAGUUUUAUAUCUACCUGAGUUAGAGACAACUGAUCUUCAAUAUUUCAUUAAUGUUACCAACCGGUUUACGCAUUUGUUACCCCUUGAAUCUUUCAAACUACAAGUUUGUGAGAACAUUUAAAAUUUUGAAGUAACCAAUUGGUCUCAAGUAUUUUGUGGUAAGAUAAUAAUACUGGCAUAUAGUUAUUAUUUUCCCGGGAAAUGGGCAAAAUUGUAUUAAAUACUGAUCGUUAGAUCCCAACCUGUAUCAGGCCUUUGUAUUAGGCUUCUAUUUGAAUCUUGCUACCAAUUUUUAUUUCUGAAACUUCACCAUUUCUAAUUGAAACAAAUUUCAAUUUCAACUGCCUGUUUUCUUUACCAUUCACCUGAAAUCAAAUUUUCGUUAAUUUUUGUAAAAAGUUGACACGCAGUACCGUUUUAAUGUAUGUCUCUUGCUGAAACAGCAUUUUCCCCCUUAUAGAUAGUUACCAGUUAAUUUGAGUUUAAGUUUUUUCACGUAAUUAAAGAAAAACUUGGUGAUUUUGAACUCUUCCAAAAUUUUUUAACGUUUGAUUGUUGCAUUAAAUUUCUAACAUUAAUCACAAUACUAUUAUUCUUGCCGUUUCCAAAAUGGUGGGGCACAACCAAAUCUAGUCAUCCUUACUCUUACUUAACUUUUUACGUUUUGUUAUGUCCUUUUUUCUGUUGAUUUCUAUUAUCAUUCAUUUAUUUUCUCUUCUCUUUCAUAAGAGUCAAAUUAAAAAUUAACUUUCAUUGUUCCAAUUUUGUUACCCUGAAUCAAACUGAUACAUGAUGUAUUUGAUACAUCCAAUGUAUCAUUUGUCUAAUAUUUUCUUUCAUCUUUCAGUUUAUUUAUUUUUUCCCCAUUCUUUUUUUGUUGUGUUGUGCAGUAUUUAUUUAGACAUUAAUUUUUACGUUUAGGUAUGUCCAGUUUUUUCAUUCCUAAUUUAAGGCUAGAGUGCCUUUGGUAUCAUCUUAUUUCUUUUUAGCAGUGAUAAGACUGCUUAAAUUUCAGUGAGCUUUCUGACCAAGUUAUGCUGCAUUGACUAAAUUGUAAGUUGUCAUGUCCGAAGUUUUCAAUUCAGAUUGAAACCGGGAAAACAUACUUCUAAGAGCAUUUAAAAGUAUGAGCCUGUCUUUUUCCUGUGAUUGAUUGCAAGAUUUAAAUCGAAUUAGAGAUGACCUACAAUCUUUAAGUAUUGGUCAUUUCACCAGAUUGAAACCAACAAGUACAUAAUAGGAAAAUUAAUAAUUCCAAAUUUCUGCAUGUUUAGAAUUAUUUAAUUUUCAACCACCGUUCACAUGUUUUGCCUCAAAGCGGUAUCACAAUUUUGAUCCUUGUCACACUUGUCAUUUUUAAUGGAUCGUAUUUGAUACUUCAAACAGAUGAGAUUCUAUCGAUAUCGAUCGGUUCAAUUCGUAAGCAAAGCCUCAAAAGUCAAUUGGGUAAUCUGUGGGAAAGGGGUUUUUUGGGUGUUAAAGAUUUUUGAUUCUUACAAGAACAAUAUGGCAAUGAAAAGUGAAAUUUUUAGAAAUUUCCUCUUUUCCAGCUUUUUCAACUUGAAUCCUAAAAUUUUUAUUUGUGGUUAUGCUCUACUGGUUUGAACCAAACGAUACUUCGAAACACUAUUGAAUACGAUCUAUCAUUUUGAUCACAAUACUAUUUUCAUUUAUUUUUAAAUUUGACCCUCUCUAGAAUCCAAAUCAAUAGCAAGAGUGUCGCUAUUCUUCUGUUAAUUUUAUUGUACCAUGAAUGAAGUGAAACAAAAAUUUAAAAAGGACUUAAAUAAAUGAUCAGGUAAAAUGAUAUGAUUGUAAAACACCCAUACCACAAUUGGUUUUAUGUAAAUUGGAAACUCCAACAAAAAAAAUAUUUCACUGAAUAAUAAAAAUACUUGCCUAAACCUUUAUGUAACUACAAAAAUUGUCAACUUACAUGUGAACAUCAAUCCUGAAUUUCAAGGAUCAUUUUAUACGCAUUGACCCAAUUUUUUGGAAUGAGCCGUGGCAGUGUUAUCUUUCAUUCAAAGCUCAUACAAUCAGUCUCACUCAUCCUCCAUUUUAUGUGAAGUUUACAUCCCCCCCCCCUCCCUAAUGGAAUUUUGUUGGUUCUUUUCAUAGGCUCCAAGCUCUAUUGUCUAUUCUGGAUAAAUUGCAGUGAUCUGUUAAUACCCCCCUUCCCCUAAAAAUUAGGUAUAAUACAUAUUAAUAAGUAAGUACAUUAACUAUUGAAGUAUUACAACAUCUAACUAUGUAUUUGAAUAAUUUACUUACGCAUUAUCAUACAUUAAUUUAGUAAAGUUUGAAAUUAAAAGUGUAGUCAGAACUAUGCCUCUCCAUUGCUGAGGUUGAUAAAUUUGCUCAAAUAGUUUUAAGCAACUUUCACUGACAUUACUUGUUGAAAUGUUUAUUUUUUUGUGGUGAGUCAUUGUAAAGUUACCAAUUUGGAUUGAUGAGUUAAUUUAUCUCUUCGAUAGAAAUGCUCAGCUGCCCAGCUGUGCUUUCUUUCAUGAAUACCCUCAGCCUCUGUAUUAGCAAAGCAGUACCUAAGUGAUAUCACAUUUCAGAACAUGAAAGUGUCAAUUGUUAAUUGUUCUUCUUUUUUCUUUUUCUUUUUUUUUUGGUUGUUGAGGACGAAUAUUAUUUAAUAAAUAUGCCUUUUCUCUCGUAA